Micromonas commoda is the source of this 519-nucleotide messenger RNA. Its product is annotated as glutaredoxin-like protein. The record is from RefSeq and is a predicted model, not a curated record. Bases 1 to 519 code for a protein of 172 amino acids. Lineage: Eukaryota; Viridiplantae; Chlorophyta; Mamiellophyceae; Mamiellales; Mamiellaceae. The transcript has a single exon.
AUGCGCCGCGCGGCGACCCUGGGACUCAGGGUCGCCCUUCGUAGCUCCACCGCCGCCCCGGCGGCGCAUUGCUCCACCGCGUACGCCGCGCCCGUCGCGUCCUUCGCGCGAGCGCGUCACCAUCCCUCGCCGUGGACGGACGUCUCACGAGGGUUCGCCGCCGAGAGCGACGACGACUUCAAACCCAAGGUUCACGCCACCGGCGGCGACGAGGUUCAGGCGGCGAUCGCGCAGGACGUCAAGGAGAACAGGGUGCUGCUGUACAUGAAGGGAACGCCCUCCGCGCCCCGGUGCGGGUUCAGCAACAUGGCGGUGCAGAUCCUCAACUUUCACAACGCGGACUUUGCGAGCCGCGACGUGCUGGCCAGCGAGGAGCUCAGGAACGGCAUCAAGGAGUUCACGUCGUGGCCCACGAUUCCUCAGGUGUUCAUCGACGGCGAGUUCGUGGGGGGUUGCGACAUCCUGAGGCAGAUGCACUCCGACGGCGAGCUGGAGAAACUCCUGAAGAAAGCGGCUUGA